AUGUCAGAUCCCUCUCUGGUCUCGAGUGUGACGCAACAGUCAGAUGCUUCGGGUGGCAGUAACUCCACGGUGAUGCAGAGACCGUACGGCGGUUAUAGCCAAGUCGCCGAGUACCAAGAGUCUAAGGAAAGCCAGAGUCCGCCCGCAUCCACGGCGAUGCAAAACAUCACGUUCAACAACAUGGAUGCCACCCAAGCGGGAGUGUUUCAGUUUCUACAAUCUGAAGAUACACCUGGAAGUCCUACGCCUACGGACCUUCAGGCUAUGCCUCCGUCGACUGUUGCCUCGUCAUCUUCUUCCUCGUCAGGUGACACUCAGCAUGACGAUGGACGAUCAUCUGUGGCAGCAGAUUCACAGCAUCCUGACUCCGCCAUGACCUCGCCAGCCUCCACGCGCCGGUCCCUCCAGACAGCAUCACACCAACCCAACCAGGACUAUCGUUCAUUCAAGAAGCCGUUGUACGCCAGUAGCUUUGUGCAUGGCCCUGGGGAUGACGUCGAAGCCAACCAAGAAGAGGGCAGUGAAGAGGAGAGUGAAAGUGGAUCAGAGAGCGAUGAGGAAGUUAAUCAAGGAAACCAGAUGCCCAACAAACAGCCGGCAGUAACGACCCCUCCUCGAGCUCCGUCGACGACGUCUCAUCAGAGUGAUCCGCACGCCAGACGUCUCAAGCAGCAGGAACGCGAACUUGCGAGCCACAUCUUCCAAAGGCCACAGCCGAACGGAGACUACCAAUAUGGCGCAGAGCAACACCCCUACGGUUAUCCACCGAUGCCGAUGUACAACCAGCAAGGCUAUUCUGGUGCAUCUCCAGCUCCAGUGCCUGCGGCAAUCAGUUCCCCACCAGCAUGGGCACCGAUGCCUUCAUUCCCAGCUCCGCUAGCCAUAGGAUAUGCGCCUCAUCAGUCCCCGGAAGCAGUGCAUGCGCAUCCACUAUCGAUACGGCCACCUGACGGCCAGCUCCAGCACGUGCCGCCACCUUUCACCCCACAUCCAGGGCAGCCGCCACUCUAUCAACAGCACGCGCCACUGCCCAACCAGACCCGACAAACGGUGGUGGGAUAUGAACUCCUCGCCAACGAGCUUAGCGGAUCGACUCAGCCCAGCUCUCACGGCCGGAAGAAUCUCGUGCCCAUGUACCGAAAGUUUGAGCAUCUAAACCACCGCGUCUUGCUGCACCUCCAAGACGAAACGUGCGAACUCGAAGAAGAGCUGCGUCACCUAGACGAAUGCAUAGCCCAGAUGUCGCCUCGAGAUGCGUCAGGGUACGCGUACCCUGCGUCGCGGCGGGGUGAUGCACGCUACGGAAGUGAAAUGCACUUCAAGAGGACCGAACUCCUGGGGCGCAUUUACCAGAAGCUAGAGCAAUACAGUAAGUUGUGGCUAAGCCGGAAGCAACGAGUCGGAACGCCAUGUCAACAUGGGGAUCGUCGCUGCUACCGAUCAAGAGUGUUCCGCUGA
Molecule: messenger RNA, 1458 nt
Organism: Alternaria triticimaculans
Lineage: Eukaryota; Fungi; Ascomycota; Dothideomycetes; Pleosporales; Pleosporaceae
Exons: 1
Coding region: 1-1458 (485 amino acids)
Source: RefSeq, a predicted model, not a curated record